This is a messenger RNA of Ricinus communis (castor bean), 1330 nucleotides long. RefSeq names its product protein LIGHT-DEPENDENT SHORT HYPOCOTYLS 10. The transcript is spliced from 2 exons. Gene Ontology annotation, cellular component: nucleus. NCBI's taxonomy places the organism in Eukaryota, Viridiplantae, Streptophyta, Magnoliopsida, Malpighiales, Euphorbiaceae. The record is from RefSeq and is a predicted model, not a curated record. The coding region runs from base 365 to 958 and encodes 197 amino acids. Gene Ontology annotation, biological process: mRNA transcription; response to light stimulus.
UCUUAAACCAUGGUGCUAUUUACGCUAAUGUACUCGAUAAUGAUUGCUUAGUUGAUGGAAACACAAUAAUAGAUAUAUGUGAAAGAAAGUAUUAGCUAUUGCUAAUAGUACCAUUAAAGGAAGAAAAUAAUGUGAUAGCAAGAAAAAAAGAGAAGCUAAAGCACUUUCAUAGGACCCAUACCAUGUCUCCUCACUAGCCCCCCCGAGAUGAUGUGAUUUUUCUUUUUAAUUAAUUCCUUUUCCCUUCCUCUUCAAUAUUUCUUUCACCUUCUCCAUCCCAGUUUAUUCUUUUCUUUUCUUUUUCUUUUCUUUUUCUUUUUCUUUCUCUUUGGUGUUAGCUACUAGAAACUCAGUGUUUCUAGUGAUGUCAGGAAACAAAGGGAAACAUAUAGCCGAAGGGUCAUCAAGAUCAGGUGGUGGUGGUGGUGGUUGUGGUGAUGGUGAUGGUGGUAAUAAUGCUAUUGGUCUUCAUCAGCAGCAGCAGCAGCAGCAAAACCCACCUCCGUUAAGCCGGUACGAAUCUCAGAAACGGCGAGACUGGAAUACUUUCGGUCAGUAUUUGAGGAACCAAAGGCCGCCAGUUGCUCUAUCUCAGUGCAACGCAAAUCAUGUCCUUGAUUUCCUGAGAUAUCUGGAUCAAUUUGGAAAGACUAAGGUGCACUUACAAGGAUGUGUGUUUUUUGGACAGCCAGAGCCACCUGGUCCUUGUACUUGUCCACUGAAACAAGCUUGGGGUAGUCUUGAUGCCCUAAUCGGACGGCUAAGGGCAGCUUAUGAAGAAAAUGGUGGGUUGCCGGAGACAAACCCAUUCGCAAGUGGUGCUAUUAGAGUUCAUCUACGGGAAGUGAGAGAUUCUCAGGCUAAGGCCAGAGGAAUUCCUUAUAAGAAGAAGAAGAAGAAGAGGAAUCCUAUGAAAGCCAUUACUGAUCAUGAGAGCUCCAGCUUUCCCAUGCAGUAAUCCUGGGAUUUGAUUAAUUCCUGUGGUCCCUAUGAACGAAAUGAUGGCCCUCAAAAGUUUUCAAAGUCUUGCAUAUAUAAGCCGGUACGUGCUAUACCAUUUUGGAGCUCUAUCUGGUCCUUCUUGGAUUGGGUUCUUGGUGUUCAUCAUUAAUGGCUGAAGCACUGUAAUCCAUACCUAAAAUGAGAGAAGUGAUAGUGGAAGUUGGUGAACAUAAAAGCAGGAGUUGAAGUUGGGUAAGUAACAUCUUCUCCUCCUUUUUCCCUUUUCAGUUAAAUUACUAUCUUAUCAGACAUAUAGAGUUGAAGUAUGUUGUCAAUCAUCAUGUACUAAUAUUGAUGAAAUUAAUUAAACAAUCCUAGUUGCAAUUUU